AUGCUGGAUCUGAUCCUGUUACUAUUGUCCGUUCCCACUGUGCAGUAUAUCCGCGAAUCGAGCGUCUAUUACACCUCAACGCCACAUUUCCCCGGACAAGGCCUCGAACAGGCACGAUGGACGCAGAACAAGUGGAAAGACUAUGGCAUUUCUGACUCUCAAAUUAUCUCCUACGAUGUGCAACUACCAGCUCCAACUGAGCACCAACGCCUGGCCCUGAUUCGAGGCUCGGAAGUGCUCUAUGAGGCGCCAUUGAAUGACAGUGAGUAUGGAUUUUACCCUGCGUUCUACAGCUUUGUCACCAAUGCGACCAUUUCUGCACCCUACAUUUUCGCCAAUUUUGGUGCAGACGACGAUUACGAGGACCUCGUGAAGAAUAAUGUCAGUCUCGAGGGCAAAAUUGCUGUGUUGAAGUCAGCCGACGCAUCGUCCUAUCUGCAAUCACUCCAUCUGGAGAUGUCCCGGGAGGUGCAGAUCAAAAAUGCCCAGAACAGAGGCCUUCUCGGCGUGGUCAUGUAUCCUGAUCCUCAGAAUGACGAGCCCAUCAACGAAGGCAAUGGCUACCGACCGUAUCCUGGUGGUCCGGCACGACCGCCACAGAUGAUUGAGAGAGGGGGUAUAGGUCCAUGGGAUUCGUACCAAGCCGGCCUGGUGCCCACUAUUCCCUGUAUGCCAAUAUCUUAUGCCGAUGCCAUCCCCAUUCUCACCGCAUUAAAUGAUCGUGGUCCGUCAGCUUCUGGACUGAAUAGCCGAUGGCAGGGCGGAGGACUCGCAAUCCAUGGUGUCAACUACAAUGUGGGGCCAUCGCCUCCCUCAAUCUCUCUCCAUCUUCGCACCGAGGCAUUCCUCCACCCUGGUCAAGUGCACAAUGUGAUCGGCAAGAUACCUGGCGACUCCCAUGAAACGAUUAUCCUCGGUAAUCAUCGGGAUGCGUGGGGGCCCGGUGCAGGCGAUCCUAACAGUGGAUCAGCAGCAUUGAACGAGGUUGUCCGAAGCUUUGGACUAGCACUCCGCCAUGGCUGGCGACCUCGUCGCACCAUUGUUUUCGCCAGUUGGGAGGGUGAAGAGAUAGGGCAAAUCGGAUCCUUUCCCUGGAUCAAGGAGCAUCUUGAGUGGUUGCAUGCUAGUACCGUUGCUUAUUUGAAUGUCGUCGUGGCCGGGGCGGGGCGGAAGUUCCAUGUCAAAGCUAGUCCCUUGCUAUAUAAAACAGUGCUGAAUGCGAUGCAGCAUAUUCAGUCACCGAACCAGACGGUGGACGGUCAGUCAGUGUUCGACAUUUGGAGCGAGACUGGGACAGGAAUCAUAGGCACCCCGGGCGGGGGUGAUGCCAUUCGGUUUCAAGGCCUGGUAUGUGCCUCGACUGUCGACUUUGGAUUCUCUCAAGGCUUGGGUGAUAAUGUCUUCCCUUAUCACUCCGGAUUUGACACCUUCCAGUGGAUGGACCGGUUUGGGGAUCCCGGUUGGGCAUAUCAUCUAACUAGCACUAAACUCUGGUCGCUCAUGGCGGCACAACUAUCCGAAUCGCCCAUUCUGGACAUGAAGGCUACUGAUUACGCGGUGGCCUUGGACAAAUGGGUAAACGAUCUUUUCAUGAAUCAGCCAUGGUCCGAGCACUGUGAGCCCGAGCCAUUUUACAAUGCAGUAGCCCGCCUCGCUCAAGCUGCGAAAAGAUUUGACCACGAGGUGGCGUCGUUGACACAGCAGCCACGUCCUUGGCGGAAUCCUUGGAUUGACCACAAGUUGAAGAGGGCGAUCAAAGCGGCCAACCAGCGGUACAUUCGACUGGAAAGGGCUUUUUAUCAUGAAUCCGGAGUCGACGACCGACCCUCGUUCCACCAUGUACUGUAUGCAGCAGCCCCGUGGCACACAGAGAAACCACCCUUGCCUGGACUACGACAGAGUUUAGAAGCGGGCCUCUGGACUAAUGCAGUGAAAUGGCGAGACAUUGUGACCGACAAAAUCAUCGAUGCUGCAAUUUUGCUGGAGGGAUAUGAAGGAUUGUAG
Penicillium longicatenatum is the source of this 2004-nucleotide messenger RNA. Its product is annotated as PA domain-containing protein. Bases 1 to 2004 code for a protein of 667 amino acids. Gene Ontology annotation, molecular function: carboxypeptidase activity. The record is from RefSeq and is a predicted model, not a curated record. The transcript has 3 exons. Lineage: Eukaryota; Fungi; Ascomycota; Eurotiomycetes; Eurotiales; Aspergillaceae.